GUGACGUUUCUAUCAGAAUCCCGGAAGAGGUGCGGGAAGUGACAGCAGGGCGAGAUAGAGUACGAUGGGAUGAGAGGCCGAGAGCAGCCAGCAACCUGUACCUGCCAUGUCCUAUUAAUUGAUGUCCCAGUGGAUGCUGCGUCUAGAACAUACAGAAGAACCACGGCCAGCACUGGCACCUGUAGAGCAGCGUAGCUGGAUUGUUGUCCUGCCUCUUCUUCCAUAGUGACUAUACAUCAGGGCACAAACAGAAGAGAUCAAGAAUGGAAAAACAUUUGAAGUUUUGGGCUUGUGCUGAGAGGUGGUUACUGACUUUAGCAUCGUGGUCAUGGGGACUAUGUCGGAUAUGUCUUCUCCCGUUAAUAUUAACGUUUAAUAUGUAUGGUGGUAUUAUUCUGCUGCUUCUGAUAUUUGUCUCCAUAGCUGGAAUCCUGUUCAAAUUUCAGGAUGUACUGCUUUAUUUUCCGGACCAGCCUUCUUCAUCACGACUUUAUGUACCAAUGCCCACCGGAAUUCCACAUGAGAAUAUAUUCAUUAAAACAAAGGAUGGCCUACAUCUCAACCUCAUCCUCUUGAGAUACACAGGCGAAAAUGCAAACAUUUCUCCAACCAUUAUUUAUUUUCAUGGUAAUGCGGGAAAUAUUGGCCAUAGGUUACCCAAUGCGUUGUUGAUGCUGGUCAACCUUAAAGUGAACUUGCUCUUGGUUGACUACAGAGGGUAUGGAAAAAGUGAAGGAGAGCCAAGCGAAGAAGGCCUUUACCUAGACUCUGAAGCCGUACUUGAUUACAUUAUGACCAGACCUGACAUUGAUAAAACAAAAAUUAUACUCUUUGGCCGCUCACUAGGGGGCGGCGUUGCCAUUCAUUUAGCCUCUGAAAAUGCUCACAGAAUAUCAGCGAUAGUAUUAGAAAAUACUUUUCUUAGCAUUCCUCACAUGGCCAGCACCCUGUUUUCUUUUCUUCCUAUGAGGUACCUUCCUUUGUGGUGCUACAAAAAUAAGUUUUUGUCCUACAGGAAAAUUUCUCAGUGCCGAAUGCCUUCCUUAUUCAUCUCUGGGCUAUCUGACCAGUUAAUUCCUCCGUUCAUGAUGAAACAGCUGUAUGAACUCUCCCCUUCCCGGACUAAAAGAUUAGCCAUCUUCCCAGAUGGCACACAUAAUGACACCUGGCAGUGCCAAGGCUACUUUGCUGCACUUGAACAAUUCAUCAAAGAACUGACCAGUAAUCACUGUCCAGAAGAAAAUGCAAAAACCUCAAAUGUGACAAUAAUAUGAAUGCCGACUUCUUCCCAUUGCACUGUUGUAUAUGAGGUUUGUGAGACUUGAUGAGAAGAAUGUCAUUUGUACUGUUUGUUUUCCAAACUUUAGAAAGUAAAACCUAGCGAGGGCGUCCAUGA
This is a messenger RNA of Bufo bufo (common toad), 1396 nucleotides long. RefSeq names its product abhydrolase domain containing 13 (gene ABHD13). Gene Ontology annotation, molecular function: palmitoyl-(protein) hydrolase activity. The coding region runs from base 264 to 1274 and encodes 336 amino acids. Gene Ontology annotation, cellular component: membrane. The transcript has 3 exons. The record is from RefSeq and is a predicted model, not a curated record. Lineage: Eukaryota; Metazoa; Chordata; Amphibia; Anura; Bufonidae.